AUGUCUUCCCAAAAGCCCCAACAGACCUACUUUUCCAAUGGACGGGCUCUCCAGAGCCCGCCGCUCUCCGUUCGCGCCGUUCGCUUCUUCGAGAGUGCUUACACCUUCCUCGGGCUGUACUUCGUGAGCCUAUUCUCGCUCGAUACCUACGCCGCAGCCCAAGCUUCCCAAUUUAAUGUCUACAACCGUCAAACCGCGUCGAAAUCUGGCUCUCGAUUUGGUGUCAGCUCAGGCACCUGGGGUGGAAGCGGUGGUGGUGGCGGUGGUCCUCCCGGUCCCGGGUCGGGUCCUGGCCGACGCAUCGGUAGAGUGGACGAUGUCCGAGGCCCGGAGUGUGUUGCCAGCCCGAACAUACGCACAGCCGGCAAUCCCAUCGGAAAUCCCAGGAUGAUCGACCACACACUCUUGACCGUGGGCGUCGAAGCAGAUCGGAUAGACAAGACCUGCGAGGAAGCCUUGGAACACGAAUUCGCUUCCGUCUGUGUCCGUCUAGAGAACGUUCCUCGGGCCGUUGAGAAACUCAAAGAUGCAAGAAAGACAGCCGUGGCCUGCGUUGUCGGCUUUCAUGAGGGUACUUACGAAACAACCAAGAAAGUGGAGGAGGCCAAGAAUGCCGUGGCACAGGGUGCUAAGGAGCUGGACAUGGUUAUCAACUAUCCGAUGUUGAAGCAGGGCAAGUACACGGCGGUCUAUGAGGAUGUCUUGGCUGUGCGCAAGGCUGCGCCUCCACCGGUGAUUCUCAAGGCAAUUAUCGAAACUUCCCAACUUAACGAGGACGAGAUCAUUGCUGCUACUGUGAUCUGCUGCACGGCGGAAGUGGAUUUUGUCAAGACAAGUACCGGGCUUAAGGGCGGUGGUGCUACUGUGGAAAAUGUCACCAUAAUGCGUCUUGUUGCUGAUCGGUGUGGAACCAAGAAGACCAAGAUCAAAGCCAGUGGAGGUAUUCGGUCUGCUAGCGACUGCAUGAAACUAAUCAAAGCGGGCGCCCACCGUAUCGGGACUAGUGCUGGGGUCGCAAUUGUGAAAGAGGUCGAUGCUGAUGAUGGAUUACUGGAGUAA
Molecule: messenger RNA, 1059 nt
Organism: Penicillium maclennaniae
Lineage: Eukaryota; Fungi; Ascomycota; Eurotiomycetes; Eurotiales; Aspergillaceae
Exons: 4
Coding region: 1-1059 (352 amino acids)
Biological process (GO): deoxyribonucleotide catabolic process; carbohydrate catabolic process
Cellular component (GO): cytoplasm
Molecular function (GO): deoxyribose-phosphate aldolase activity
Source: RefSeq, a predicted model, not a curated record